CAGACGUUUACUACUGUUGCUGCUCUUGUCUUUACUGUAUAAUGGGAAUGUUUUGAUGCUGGUACAUAACAAAUAUAAAAUAAAAACAAGAAAACAUGUGGCGAGUUGCAUGACCAUGCUAGUCGGCCUUUAGAAAACCCUCUUGUUCUCUUUCGACUUACUAGUGUUUCUUUCUUUUUUCCUGCUGAACAAUGGUGCUAAAACCAUGGACGCCAACGACAUCACAACUCUGACCAGCUUUAACUUUGACGUCCCCGAAGGCGACGACAGCGAUGAAUGGGCUCUUUCCAAGAUUCUCACGAAAUUUAAAGCUGCAGUUUCUGGUUCUCAACCACACCCAAUUGACCACUUUGAAGAAAACCAGCACCACCACCAACGCCGCCAACACUACCAUGAGGAACGAAAUUUACCUUUCCUUAGCAACAAUGACGAAGAGCGUAUGCAUGAGCGAGAAAGUGAUCAACAGCAAUCACCACCAGCUUCGAUUCAGUCCAAUAGUCGACAAAUAUACGUUACGUCGCCUACACCUCCAGCGUCUUCUUAUCGUGAACCCGUCGGCCUGCGAGCGCCCACAUCCACAGCGGUAACUCCAGUUAAUGCCUCGGCAUCCCAGGAAAAUCAUGUCAUCAGCAACAACAAUGGCAGUAACAGCACGAGUGCUCCGGACGGCAGUGAGGAAAGUCAUCCUAUGAUCGCUUCGUCUUCAUCUACGAUUCUUCCGAGUGCUAUUGCAGACUAUCUGCCGAUCUCCAAAACGCACUCGGUAGACAGUAGCGAUGCGCAGUCUGUCUCAACCACAUUUUCCAUGUCCACUUCCCAUUCGCUUAGCAGAAUCAUUGCACGGUUACGAGGACAAAAGUCCGACAAGGAGUUUUGGAUGUCGGAUGAGCAGUGCAAGGAGUGUUACAAGUGUCGCAAACCGUUCAAACUACUACGUAGACGACAUCAUUGUCGUAUUUGCGGCCAAAUCUUUUGUGGAAAGUGUGCAUCACAUACGAUACCAGGCAAACGGUACAACCAAAAAGGCGAGCUUCGCGUAUGUAAUUUUUGCUUUGACGAGCACAAUCUUGCCAGUAGGAAUGACCCUUUGCUAUUGGUGGCAGCGGAUCAAGACAUACUUGCGAUGGAGCACGAAAAGGUCAACGAUGACGACGACGACCGAGACAAUAACAUUUCAUCACAUCAGCAAUACCAUGGAGGCCCGAUCAUUCCAUCCCAGCCGCCACCCAUCGCAGCGCCAAAAAUGCAUAUACCUACUACGGCUGUAAAACACCCAUAUCAAAGUCAUCGUCAAUCAUACGGCGAUUCGGACGCAACUACUGUUCAACUCGAGAUAGCCACUGGCCCUCAUUCCUCAGGUAGCACAGGCGGGAGUGGCGGUGCUGGAGGUGCUGGAGGUGGCAAGUUGUCACGCUCUGGGUCGAUCUCUGCUGAAACAGACAAGGAUGACGGCGGGUUGAAACGGCUUCUAGAUGCAGGAACCUCGUUAUUAAGGCGACCCCGAUCUAACACUUCUACUUCGUUUAUCAUGGAUGACGGUGGCGGCAACAAUGGAGGAGCGUCUUCGCCUUUUUUGCAAAGCAACCAUGACCAUAUGGAUCGAGGAGGCGGUGUGCUUGUGGCAGAACGGGAAUUAAGCCCGUUUAUGGGCAGUCGUAGUUUGGAUGAUGACGAAGAAAAUGGUAACCUGGAGUACCAGCUGUACGAUCUGUGGAGUCGACCUGCAAGCAUGCCAGGCGGUAGAACUACGCGCAUGCCAUCGAAUGGCUCGAAUCAAUCGCAGGGCCAGUCCAUCAAGCUGAAUGAUCUUGUGGUAUCACAAGACUCAUUUGGCAGUGACGACGAAGCUUACGACAACCGACUACGUGCCAAGCGAACAGAGGAACUGCGAGGCCACGCGGGUCCCGUCGAGCGAUCGCUUUCGCUACGUCGACAAAGUAUCAGUGGGCUGCACCAUCACCCACGCCCAUCGUCACGGUCUUCGAGCCGACAACACCGGAAAACUAAUAUGCGGAUCAAUACGACUAACUUGCCCAAAGUCGAUUAUGCGCUACUCCAAAGCGAAGGCUGGUCGCCCGCUCCAUUCAUGUCGCCAUUUGACGAUCACAGUGCGAUCAAGUCUAGGCUACUGACCCCUCGCAACAGACGGAUAUCGGCUCCACCGCCUAAUAUUGAAUUGAGUAUUGGUGCUUUAAUGCACGCGCGCAGGAUGCUUAAGCAGCUCAUGACAGACUCGAGCUUUGAUGGAUUGACGCAGCAGGCCAAGAACGAAUGGGAAGAUAUCAUCACCAACCUGCUGCUCAAGGUUACAGACAAUGUUCGACCAGACGUACGAUCAGGUGAUGACAUGGAUAUCCGACAUUACAUCAAGAUUAAAAAGGUGCCUGGUGGGGUUCCUUCCGACAGCUUUUAUGUCAAAGGUGUCAUGUGCUCCAAAAACGUUGCGCACAAGAAGAUGAUCCGCAAUAUCGCUCAACCUCGAAUUUUGAUCCUGCUGUUUUCGCUCGACUAUUCACGUGUUGAAAUGGAGAACCAGCUCAUGUCGAUUGCACCGGUUUUAUCCCAAGAGCGAGAGCACAUCAGCAAACUGGUUGCACGAAUUGUUGCUCUUCGGCCUUCGCUCUUGCUCGUAAAGUCGACCGUAUCACGACUUGCCUUGGAAUAUCUAUUAGAGGCCAAUAUACCAGUAAUUCACAAUGUCAAAUACAGCGUGAUUGAAGCGGUUGCACGAUGCACUCGAGCCACAAUUGUGCCCUCGGUCGAUAAACUGCAGUUAGGUAGUCUGUCGUUUGGUCAUUGCGGAGCUUUUGAGAUCCGAACAUUAAUGCACGAAUGGCUCCCUAACCGGCGCAAGACUUAUCUGAUAUUCGACGAAUGUCAGCCAGAUUUGGGUGGGACGAUCGUUUUACGUGGUGCACCAAAUGAGACGUUGCGACUUAUCAAACGACUGAUCGAUUUCAUGGUUUUUGUCGUCAACAAUCUCAAACUCGAGACGUCGUUACUACGCGACUCAUUUGCAAAAAAUCGUAGCUUGGAUCAGAAGCAACUCGAUGAUGGCGAAAAACAAGAGGGUACCACGUUACCGGGCUCCAAAGACGAGAAAGAGAAAGAUACAAAGGCAACGUCACCUCGAUCAGCAACGAAUGUACCACUGCUACCACUGGAAACACAGCAAGAGACCGAGUCGUUUACGUCACUAUCAGCAACAGCAUCAACGGAAGCAUCUUCAGUCGAUGCAUUCAUCAAGCUUUAUCAAGACACAGUGAUCUCGGCAUCACAGUUUGUUGCAUUCCCUCAGCCAUAUCUAUUGAUGUGUCUCAAAGAGACGAACGACAAGCUUGUUCUGCUGAACACUUCGCGCAAAAUGUCAGUUGCAUCGUCGCCGACCAAGAGCACAUUUGAGCAGCGCCAAGGUGGCGGAAGCAGUAUUAAUGGAAACACUGGCGGUGGUAGUAGUAAUGCGACUACGCCUGCAGGGACCAACAUGAGCACCACUGGUAGCGGAACCGAUCAUGGCUUAUCCCUGGACGAUGAGUACGAACGGCUUGUAGUAAAGCGCAAUCAGCUCAUGCGUUCCUGGGGUGCAUAUCUGCGGGAGAAUCCAGACCAGCUCAAUCCGUUCUAUCAUCAGAACAUUGUGAUUCUCUAUUCAAAUGUGUGCACGGUGACAACGGUUCCCUGCCAAGGUCCAGAGGUCCGUAUCUUUGAGUACUAUUGUCAGCCAUCGGACACGACUCUGGGCCACUACAUUUCGGAUCUGUGCCGGGAUGCUAUCCAGCCGUGUGCGUCCAGCAUGUGCGAGCACACUGUGCUGCACCACUACCGGUCCUAUGCCAAUGGAAAUGCACGUAUCAAUGUGAUGAUUGAUAAUUUCCCGUGUCCACAACCUGGUAUGUCGGAAAAGAUCCUGAUGUGGAGCUACUGUCGAGAGUGCGAGAAGCCUACGCCGGUGAUACCAAUGUCAGAAAACACUUGGAACUAUUCGUUUGGUAAAUUCCUCGAAGUGUGUCUAUAUCAAAAGGGUGUGCACUGUCGAGCCGAUAUCUGUCCACACGAUAUUGGACUUCAUCAUGUGCGCUAUUUUGGCUAUCGCGACUUUGCUGUGCGUUUCCAGUAUGACCGAAUCGGUCUGCUGGAAGUAGCCGUUCCACCGACGAAAUUGUUUACGUUGAGCAAGGUCCAUAUCGAACUGAAAGAGGCAGAAUUCAAGGGCCUUCGUACUAAGAUCAACAAGUUUUAUCAGUCCAUUGUCGAGCGCAACAAGGCAUUUCCGUUCGACUUGGUGGAUCCGCGCAGGAGGGAAGCGUGCAAGACCGAGUUACAAGAGCUGUCACAACGCUGCGAUGGCGAAAAGAAGCCAGUUUUGCAGAUUCUCCAGACAGUGUACGCUCAAAGCGCUCCAGGUGAUACGCUUACUAUUAAUUGGGUCCAACGCGUCCUGUAUCAACAAAUUACCGCCUGGGAUUUGGAGUAUGCAGACCUUGUCAGACAUUAUUUGCAACCAGAACGCGAGCUUCGCAAGAUUACUGCCAACCACCUUCGCAAGGUAUUCCCACCGGAUGUCAUGCCUGAAGAAGCAAACGGUGAGCGAACAAAGCGUGCCGCUGAAGUGACGGAUUUGCCAUUACUCGGAACUGAGCUGGACAAUGAUUAUUAUUUCGACGAUGAUGGCGACGAAGAGGAUGUACAUACAGCAAUUGUGCGACCACCGAAAGUGCUACCCAAACUAUGUUCGUCAAUUGAUGAAACUGAGCCAGAAGACGAGCCAUCCGACAAGAAACUGUUUUUGCAGCCAGAAAUCCGACGACGCUUGUCUUUGGAGCUGAUGCGCGAGUUCAAUGCCAAAUUCCGGUCUGAAGAAACGAUCGUCAGGGGAACAGUCGAUAAAAAUAGCCAGGUAGCCAGGACAAAGAGUCCUGGACUGCCUGCUUCAGCAGCCAUCACUCCGUCGCGGAUACCUGUGCUCCAUCUGGGCCAUCAAAGCAAGGUUAAACUCUCGCCACCACUCUAUGAUAAUGCGCCAACACCGCUUUUACGUGUCCGACAACAGCGACCCUUUGUCGGUGAUCCAGUUAGCAGCGGCGGCAUUCCCCGACGAAGGACCAUUCUGCCGGACUAUCGAUACAACUUACUACUAAACGAUGUGAAUGCUCCAAGCGCUAGUGGCAGCAACAAUCACAUUAAUGCUGGAGUUUCUACCCGUGUACCUCCUGCUUUGGGUGGCAGUGGACCAGCAGCAGCGGCAUCAUCGAGAUAUCCUACUCGACCGGCCAAUAUUGGGGCAGCCAAGACUGAUGAUCCUCGACACAUGAUGCGAAAGAGUAACAGCGGUCUUUCCACAGCAGCAGCACGCAGCGACCGACAGUUCCGAUCACGAUUGCCGCGCAAAAAGACGUUGAUGCAAGUAUAUACCCAUGCCAACGACCUGGUCCAAGAGAAUUUGGAGGACGAGUUUCUCGACGAAACGAUGGCUACUGUGACGACAACCGCAGGCUCAGGAAUGUCACGUCUGGAUGAUGACGAUACCAAAACUGUCGACUAUUUUUCGCCAAUGGCACCCUAUACCAAUCGUGUCAAUGAUCCACCACAAACCCAAUCGUUCUUUUCGCAGCGCUACCAUGGCGUUGCCGAGGCGAUAACUGGAUUUGGGAUGGAGCUCGAGCGGAACCCGCCACCUGCUGUGGAUCUAUUGGAAGCACCACCGGUGUGUAUCAAUGCGGGUGUAUCUUCUUCUAACAUUCGUAAACGAGAGGAAAGAGCGUCGGAAAUACCAGAUGGCGACGAAGAGACGUUGGAUGGAAUGGAGACUAUUAGAAGCCGAGCGGAAGAAGAUUCAUCCAAAGCACCGCCCGAAAAGAGUUCGCUAAUGAAAACGAUUACCAACUUCUUGACGGACAGUGGUGUGUCCAACUUGUUGCCGCUUGAAUACCCUCUGCAACCGACGGAGCAUAUAUUCCCCGACUCUUUUGUCAUUGUGAGCGAGGACAAGCCAAGUACGAUCAUUGCGUAUACUCUAAGCUGUGAGGAUUAUCUGGCACACAUGAAAGGCUCUGGGUAUGACAAGUCAUCCGUUGCUGCCGACGACAGUAGCACGCUCGGGUUUAACGGCACGAGCCAAUUUCCAAGUAGUGAUUAUCCACCCAUGUCAAGCGAGAACAGCAGCGAGUCCAUUGCCGAUAUUCAAGAAACUCUCUUGCGCGAAACGAUGGUACAUAUGGGAUACAAUUUCCGUAUUGGUUCUACAAAGUUCUUUUGCAAAGUGUUCUUUGUGGAGCAGUUCGAUGCCCUGCGGCGCAAUUGUGGAUAUGAGAACAGUUAUAUACUGUCCUUGGCCAGUUGCGUAAAAUGGGAUGCGUCAGGUGGUAAAUCCGGAUCUGCGUUCUUGAAAACAAGCGACGACAGGCUGCUCAUGAAACAAGUGUCCCGAUUUGAGAUGGAUGCGUUCCUUGGCUUUGCUCCUGCAUAUUUCCACUACAUGUCUGAGGCAUUUUUCCGGGAAUUGCCUACAGUAUUAGCCAAAAUCUUUGGAUUUUAUACGAUCGGAUAUAAGAACUCGGCAAACGGCAAGUCGAUGCGAAUGGAUGUUGUUGUCAUGGAAAAUUUGUUUUAUCAACGCAAGGUGAAAAAGAUAUUUGAUUUGAAAGGCUCUAUGCGUAAUCGCCAUGUUCAGUCUACAGGAAAGCAAGACGAAGUUUUACUCGAUGAGAAUCUAGUAGAGUUAAUCUAUCAAUCCCCACUAUUCAUACGAGCACACUCCAAAGAAGUCCUUCGCAGUUCACUUCACAAUGAUACGCUCUUUCUAUCCAACCACAACGUGAUGGAUUAUUCACUUUUGGUUGGCAUUGACGAAGACCGACAAGAACUCGUUGUCGGUAUCGUUGAUUUCAUCCGCACAUUUACAUGGGACAAAAAACUGGAAAGUUGGGUCAAAGAGUCUGGUAUUUUAGGUGGCGGUGGUAAAGGACCAACGAUUAUAUCCCCGCGACAAUACCGAAUUCGAUUCAGAGAAGCCAUGGAGCGAUACUUUUUGAUGGUUCCAGAUGAAUGGUCCCUGACACGUCAUAUUAGGGUGCCACACAUAGAACUCUACCACCACCAUCACCAGAAUCUUUUGAGCGACCAACCUUUGCAAAAUUCUCCCUUAGAGAACGAAUAGUUGUACUUCUUAUUUUUUUGUAAAUAGCUAAGUAGCAUAUAGAUUCAAUUGGCAUGUUUUAAUAAGGGGGCGAGCACACUUUAUCUAUUCAUCGUUCCCCGCUUCAUCACCCCCCUCCCCUGAGAAUCAAAGUACGCAGCAUAUUCUAUACGGAAUCUGCAUGUAUAAUUACACUCAUUAAAGAAAAGUAUAUGAAUCAGUAUUGCCCUUUCUGGUUCAUCUCUUUUUCUCUUCUCUCUCUCUCUUUCUCCUUUGCUAGUUGUGUUAGA
This is a messenger RNA of Zychaea mexicana, 7425 nucleotides long. RefSeq lists its product as uncharacterized. Gene Ontology annotation, molecular function: 1-phosphatidylinositol-3-phosphate 5-kinase activity; metal ion binding; ATP binding. Gene Ontology annotation, biological process: phosphatidylinositol phosphate biosynthetic process. Gene Ontology annotation, cellular component: endosome membrane; fungal-type vacuole membrane. The transcript is spliced from 7 exons. The record is from RefSeq and is a predicted model, not a curated record. The coding region runs from base 206 to 7156 and encodes 2316 amino acids. Lineage: Eukaryota; Fungi; Mucoromycota; Mucoromycetes; Mucorales; Lichtheimiaceae.